AACACAAAGCGAACAUGGCGCCUCUCCUGCCUAAGCUCACCUGUCACUGCGGAGGAUGAGAAUAACCCGGGGAUAAGAGGUUGAGAACAGCGGCCGGACACAGCGCCUCUCCGCCGGCCUGAGGGCUCCGUGUCCCGGCAUGACGCUCCGGAGGAUCCCGCUGUCUGUUCACCGGGGAGGAGGAGCCGAAGCCGGGUUUGUUUCUGUCGAGCGGCGCUGACAGAAGAUCCGGAGAGCAGCUUUGUGUCGUUGAUGACGGAGUGAAAUGGAAAAGGCAGGAGAUGUGUCCUCCUCACCUGUGACUGUAAACAAGGAGUCUCACCUGUGCCUUCAUCGUCAUCAUCCCCUGAACUCUAAUGAUGUCAUCAGCCAGCGGCGUCCGCAGGUCACGUGUUCAGGAGACGGCGAGGAGGCUGGCGCGUCCAUCGCUUUGUCACAGUGUGCGGAUGUCAUCUGCUUCAGGUCGGACACUCAAGGACCAAUCGGAUGCUGCUGUGAUGUCAGAGAGGCAGGUGAGGAGCAGGGGGCGGGGCUUAGUCUGAGAGGUGAUGUCUCCCAAACAGACGGGAUUAGUCCAAACGUGGUCACUACCGGUUCAUCCUGCACAGACGGGUUAAACGAUAAGAGCUGUCACGGACUGGAUGGUGAUGGUACCUGUGGGGGCGGGGCUACAGGAGGCACACACCUCCACCUGGAUGAGCCCUCCUCACCUGUACCUCCACCCAAAGCGUCAGACUCCGACCCUGACACUCUGGAAGAUGGCAGCUCCGAUGACGAGGCCUUCAUCACGGAUCGGGCGCCGCCCCCGCCAGGUGAACCGAGCCUCCCUGCAGCCUCGGCUGUCCCUCGCUCCGGGAACACGUUCGAGUGCGUCCGCAGACAGAGCGCCCCGAGCGAGCUGGUUCAGGACGACGGAGGGUCAGAGUCUGAGCUGCAGUCGAGGAGGCCGGGCAUCGUCGAGUACUUCAGCAGCAGGAAGCAGCGGUCCGUCAGUCACAGCGUUGCGGGCUGGAAGCUGUUCGGUAAAGUUCCUCCCAAACAGAGUCCGUCCAAACAGCCUAAGAUCAUCCAGCAGCAGAGCGCUGAGGUCAGUCUGAACUCGCUCUCCUCUUCAGACCUGCAGGACUCAGGGGAGUUCGAGGCACGGCAGGUUUCCGCCCGCAGCUCUCCUACCCAUCAUGCAUCGGGGCAGCAGAGCCGCAGGAAGGUGGAGUUUGAGCCGCCGCUGUCCACCACAGCGCUGAUCCUCGAGGACCGACCACCGAACCUUCCGGCAAAGUCGGCGGAGGAGGCGCAGAGACACAGGGAGCAGUACGAGCAGAUGGUGGCCGGAGCCAAGAGGAGAGAGCUGAAGGAGGCGCAGAGGAGGGAGCAGCAGAGGAGAGAGCGACUGAGACAGGAGGAGGAGAUCUCCAACAACACACUGAUCUGGAACCACGAGAUCCUGCCGCACUGGGACACCAUGAAGUCGAGUCGUCGGACUCGGGACCUGUGGUGGGGGGGUUUGCCCCCCAGUGUCAGAGGACGAGUGUGGAGCGUCGCCAUCGGCAACGAGCUCAACAUCACUGCAGAGCUGUAUGAGAUCUUCCUGUGCCGAGCGAAGGAGAGGUGGAGGAGCGUCGGUCAGAGCGUUGACGAGGCGGCGCCGGCUGACAUCGAGUCCAGUCUGGAGCUGAUCACACGGGACAUCGCCAGAACGUUCCCCUCGCUCUGCGUCUUCCAGAAGGGUGGUCCGUACCAUGACCUGCUGCAAAGCAUUCUGGGAGCUUACACCUGUUACAGACCUGAUGUGGGAUAUGUGCAGGGGAUGUCCUCUAUGGCGGCCAUGUUGGUGCUGAACAUGGACGAGGUGGAGGCCUUCAUCAGUUACUCGAACCUGAUCAACAGACCCUGUCAGCUCGCCUUCUUCAGAGUGGACCACCAGCAGAUGUUGAGGUAUUUCAGGUGUUUCCAGGUUUUCUUUGAGGAUUCUCUUCCUCGACUCUUUCUUCACUUCCAGUCUUCAGGCGUGACCUCUGACCUCUACCUCAUGGACUGGAUCCUGUCUCUCUACCUUAAGCCCCUCCCCCUGGACGUGGCGUGCAGACUGUGGGACGUUUUCUUCCGGGACGGGGAGGAGUUCCUGUUCAGGACGGCUCUGGGGAUCCUGAGGAUGCAUCAGGACGAGCUUCUGCACCUGGACCUGAUCAGCAUCGCCCAGUUCCUGUCCCGCCUCCCCGAUGAAGAGCACCUCUCUGAUAGGCUGUUCUCCUGCAUCCCGGCCACGCCCAUGCUGAGCGGGAACAGGAAGUGGAGCCAGGUUCUGACUUCAUGCAGCUGAUCGACGACACGGCGUGUUUUUAAACGUUCCCGUUCUGGACGUGACGGAGUUAAAACGACUCACAACAACACAGAGAAACAUCUGAUGACUGUUUAUAUAUCCACCUGAUGACAUCACACAUUGACCUGAUGACAUC
Messenger RNA from Labrus bergylta (ballan wrasse), 2456 nucleotides. RefSeq names its product TBC1 domain family member 12. NCBI's taxonomy places the organism in Eukaryota, Metazoa, Chordata, Actinopteri, Labriformes, Labridae. The record is from RefSeq and is a predicted model, not a curated record.